AUGCCCCAAGAGCAGAAGCAGAAGAAGAAACGGGUCCCUAUCACCGCCCUAACAAAGCAACAAAUAUGCUUAAAGAAGAGAGAGAAUUUGAAGCUCAGAGACGAGGACCUCGCCAAAGAAUAUGGUCUUGACAGGAGUACAAUCACUAAAAUCCUCAAACAACGGGAAAAGUGGUUAGCUAUUGAUCCUAAUUCCAAUUAUGCCAAACAGAAAACUCAAAAAUCACCAAAAUUUCCUCAAAUAGAGGAAGCAUUAUCGUCAUGGUUAACUUUACACAUUGGUAGUGGCAGUCCCGUCAGCGAUGCACAACUUCAGGAGAAGGCUCUGGAGUUUGCGCAGAUGUUCGGAAUUCGUAACGAGUUCCAAGCUUCAAACGGGUGGAUAUCUAAAUUCAAAAACCGUCACCAGUUCCGUACUGGCGAAAAUCAAGGGACGUCCGAGGUUUCCCUACAAGUUAAUUCACAGUCAACACCUAUUUCUGGGACUUCAGUUAUAUCACCUCCAGAACACUCGAAUUUUAGCAAUGCUUUGAGUUUACCUCCUAAUACCCACUACUCAUCUAACCCGUCAAUAGCCGCAACGACUCGUACAAAUGGGACAAACACGCUGACACUUACAAAUGCUUCUAGCUCUCCAAACUAUAUCCCAUAUGGGGCUGCGUCAACCCACAUAACAAACUCAUACACUCCUUCACGGAUAUAUUCAACAACAGUACCCAUAGCCCCUUCCAUGGUCCUUGAAAACGUAGCCUUUUUGUUUUGUGGUUAUCAAAACGAUAUCAUUGGAAUGUUUCAGACAAGCAAUAUUCUGAAUAACUUUUUAAUGCGUUCAAAAACACUUUUUAAAACCGUUCACCAGGCUACUAUUCAUCAAGCUCAUCAGGCUAAGCAAAAAAAGAACAUCUGUAGCUUCUCUGUUGGCCUUUCUUUUCGACCUGGCUAUCCCGAGGUUUCUUCAAAUAAUCGUUAUUUUGAGAAGCUGAAGAACUUGGGAAGGCUUAUUGAAGGGACUAAAGGGGCAGAAUUUAUCGAUGGAAUGAUACCAAGAGAGGUUGGUAAAUGA
Messenger RNA from Funneliformis caledonium, 1062 nucleotides. The record is from the annotation of a GenBank genome assembly. Lineage: Eukaryota; Fungi; Glomeromycota; Glomeromycetes; Glomerales; Glomeraceae.